Messenger RNA from Lolium perenne, 774 nucleotides. The record is from RefSeq and is a predicted model, not a curated record. NCBI's taxonomy places the organism in Eukaryota, Viridiplantae, Streptophyta, Magnoliopsida, Poales, Poaceae.
GAAGAUGCCGCUGAGGCAUUCGGCGUCAUGCUCACGCUGCACAAGUCAGAGCCGGAGAUGUACACGGACACUUUCAUCGCCGCCCUCGUCGCCAAUCUUCUGGGCGUCGGGACAGAGACGACGUCCACCACGACCGAAUGGGCCAUGGCGCUCCUGCUCAACCACCCGGCGGUGCUCAACAAGGCGCAGGCCGAGAUCGACGCGCGCCUCGGCGCCGACCCCGGCCGCCUCCUCGACAAGACCGACCUGCCCCACCUCCCCUACCUCCACUGCGUCAUCACCGAGACGCUCCGCCUGCGCCCCGCCGCGCCGUUGCUGCUGCCGCACGAGGCCGCCGCCGACUGCAAGCUCCACGGCUACGACGUCGCCGCGGGCACCAUCGUGCUCGUCAACGCACACGUCAUCAACCGCGACCCGGCCACGUGGGGCCCGGCGCCGGACGAGUUCAGGCCAGAGAGGUUCGAGCACGGCGCCGCGGACGGGAAGCUCAUGAUAUCCUUCGGGAUGGGCCGCCGCAAGUGCCCCGGGGAGAGCCUCGCCAUGAGGACCAUGGGCCUGGUUCUUGGCACGCUCAUCCAGCGCUUCGACUGGAAAAGGGUUGGGGAUGAAGACGUCGACAUGGCCGCCAGCUCUGGCACCGUCAUGCUCCAGACUCACCCUCUCGAAGCCCUAUGCACACCGCGACCAGGCUUGCAUGCGCUCCUUCACCACAUCUGAACAAGCUAGAAAUGCUACUGUAAAAGGAAUUAUAAAAAUAAGGGAAAAUUUGCUACA